This is a messenger RNA of Drosophila novamexicana, 2535 nucleotides long. It is a transcript of the gene Uxs, whose product is annotated as UDP-glucuronic acid decarboxylase 1. Gene Ontology annotation, molecular function: NAD+ binding; UDP-glucuronate decarboxylase activity. Gene Ontology annotation, biological process: D-xylose metabolic process. Lineage: Eukaryota; Metazoa; Arthropoda; Insecta; Diptera; Drosophilidae. The coding region runs from base 334 to 1677 and encodes 447 amino acids. The record is from RefSeq and is a predicted model, not a curated record. Gene Ontology annotation, cellular component: cytoplasm. The transcript is spliced from 2 exons.
CUCUUUAACAGUUUUAACAACAUGCGGCUACAAAUUGCAUCAGAACAGCGAAAGCAAUUAACUAAAGUUAUUUAAUACAUUAAGUAAUGCGAGUUUUUGAUUGCGCGUUGAGCGAGCCCACAGAAACAGCUGUUCAAAGAACAGAAAACAGCUGAGCGUAACUCGGUGCGAACAAAAAUUACAUCGCUUGCUGUGUGGGUAAACAAAAGUACGAAACAAAAAAUAAACAUGCAAUGUGGAUGUGGGACGCACACUUGCUGAUAAGAACAAACAGCGCACGCGAAGAGCGACAGCGUCUCGAUUCUAACAUCAACAGCCGCAGUUGCCGUCACAAUGAGUCUGACAAAAAAACGCCUUAAAAUUGUUUCGGCCGCCUCAAUAAUCGGCCUGGCACUUAUCUAUUUGUACAAAACUGUGUUUGCGGCAUCCGGCAGCGAGCCGGGCGGCAGCCCCAUGCUCAAUGCGGUUGAGGAGCAACGCCAGUGGCCACCCACCGAGGAUGCGGUCGAAUGGAAUCUGCAGAUCGCCUACGAGACGCAAAAUGCGCUGUUGCAUCAACAGCGUCAGGAGCUGCUGCAGACGAAGAAGCAGCUGGCCCACCUGGAGGAGCAGGUGCGCUCCCUGCAGGCGAGCACGCCGCGCAAAUACCCGAAAGUCAAGUAUCUGAACUACAAGAAUCGCAAGCGUAUUUUGAUAACGGGCGGUGCCGGCUUUGUCGGCUCUCAUCUGGUGGAUUAUCUAAUGAUCCAGGGACAUGAGAUCAUUGUGGUCGAUAAUUUCUUUACGGGUCGCAAACGCAACGUGGAGCACUGGCUGGGCCACGAGAACUUCGAGCUGAUCCAUCACGACAUUGUCAAUCCGCUGUUCAUUGAGAUCGAUGAGAUCUAUCAUCUGGCCUCGCCCGCAUCCCCGCCGCACUACAUGUACAAUCCGGUCAAGACGAUAAAGACCAACACAAUGGGCACCAUCAAUGUUCUGGGCCUGGCCAAGCGCGUCAUGGCCAAGGUGCUGAUUGCCAGCACAUCGGAAGUGUACGGCGAUCCGCAGGUGCAUCCACAGCCCGAGACCUACUGGGGACAUGUGAAUCCCAUUGGUCCGCGCGCCUGCUACGAUGAGGGCAAACGCGUCUCCGAGACGCUCAGCUAUGCCUACGCCAAGCAGGAAAAGGUGCAAGUGCGUGUGGCGCGCAUCUUCAACACGUACGGACCACGGAUGCACAUGAACGAUGGCCGUGUCGUGUCCAACUUUAUACUGCAGGCGCUGCGGAACGAGACGAUCACCGUUUAUGGCAAUGGGAAGCAGACGCGUUCGUUUCAAUAUGUAUCAGAUCUGGUGGAUGGCAUGAUAGCGUUGAUGGCGUCCAAUUACACGCAGCCGGUGAAUCUGGGCAAUCCCGUGGAGCAGACAAUUGGCGAGUUUGCGAACAUCAUCAAGCAUCUGGUUGGCGGGCAGAGCGAGGUGAAACAGAUCAAGGCCAUGGAGGAUGAUCCGCAGCGACGCAAGCCGGACAUAACGCGGGCCAAGAAGCGUCUCAACUGGGAGCCAAAGGUGCCGCUCGAGACGGGUCUGUUGCAGACCAUAUCGUACUUUCGCAAUGAGCUCGCGCGCAGCGAUCGAUUCCAGGAGAACUCCAACAAGUACUUUGAUUCGCCCGAUCUGCAGCGCAGUCGACCGUAAACCCAAAGUAGACCCCCAACAAUAUCAAUAAUAUUUGUGUGCCUGUCAUAAAACCAAUUAAUGUAAUUGGCAAAAACACGUCUCUAGUCUGCAAAAUGUAAAUAUGACCAACGAUAGCGCUAAUCUUAUGGCUUCCCAGAACCCCAUCCCCGAUAAGCACGCUCUCGACAGUCUCCAACACGUUUGUUAACGAGUCUAUAAUGUAAGCAACAAAAGGGUUCCAGUUAUCAUCUAGUUGAUAUCGAUUCUAUCUAUACAAUUAAUUCAAUUGUUAAACUUCAUAAUUCAUCGUUGCAAACGGAAUACCCUAUGCCAAAGACAAUAUAUUAUUAACUAUUUAUGUUGUCUUUGCCUAAACUAACAUUUAUAAUUAGUUCAUAAGUCUGCCUUUUACGAGAGAUGCCCUUGCAGCUGGUUAUGUGAAUUUCAUCAAAAUCUAGGCUGACAUCUCCAAGCCCAUAAAAUAUUGUAAUGUAUUGAUUAUGGAUAAGUUAUGGUCAUGUCCGACUGUCUGUCUGCUUUUAUGCAAAUCAAUUUCUUUGAUAUGAAGCUGACUUCAUGAAGCUUGGUCUUUUGCCGCAGUCAUGUCUGAGUCAUGGAACAAGAUUCAUAUAGUUAUAUAGUAACUAUUCAAAUUCAAACAGACUAUUAGGGAUCGAAGGUAUAACGAUUGGUAAAAACUUUCAGUUUGGGAUGAAAAACGAAAUCCAGCAAAAUCUCUCCCUUAACUAUGCUCCUCGCAUACGUACUAAAGCUAAUUUUAUGUAGCUCUCAUAGCAAGAGUCGCUCACAAAGUAAUCACAAAUUCAAGAAUUUAACAAUUGAUAAUACCUCUGAAAUUCUAGCAAUAAAUUCUCA